Molecule: messenger RNA, 1440 nt
Organism: Microthlaspi erraticum
Lineage: Eukaryota; Viridiplantae; Streptophyta; Magnoliopsida; Brassicales; Brassicaceae
Source: the annotation of a GenBank genome assembly
AUGACGACACAUACCGAAACUCUAAAUGUUCUCGACGAAAUCGAAUCUCUUGUCUCCGAUCAGCUUCAAGUGGUAUCUUACAAAUGGCUAAGUCGAAACUUCUCGCUUUCAUCAAAAACUGCCAAAAGAUUGCUCAAAGAUUUCGUCGAGAAACGCGGAAAGGAUUUGGAAGUUGUAUAUACUGUUUCUGGGUGGCGAAAGAACAAUCCUUCCGAUUACCACACGAGGCUUGUAUCAAGCUCCAAACUUUCAGAAGUGGAGAAAGAGUUCAAUGGGAAAUAUUUUGCUCAGAUAUACAGUGUUCAAGCAAGCAUUCCGAUGGAUCCAGCAGCCAUUUGGAACACAGAGUUCGUACAAGCAGAAGAACUUUUCAAGGAGCCUCCUCUCGCUAAUAAUUGUUUGAGAGACAACAGGUUUUGUGGCAUCUCUAAUUCUUUUGUAAAGCGAGAUAUAGAGGGAGCCACUGUAGAUGUCACAGCCCCGCCGCGAACUGAAAGUGUGAGAAGUGCAGAACAAUCAGUCCCUAAGUUUGGCCAUCAGGCUAAAAGUGAAACUAAGACUGCUCCAGCUCAAACCCAGUCUGUGAAAUCCUCUGUGCCGGCUAAUAAAAAGAAUGGUCAGAGCGAAAAGAGUGUGAAUGGAACUGGUGGUGGUUCGUUGAAAAACAUGUGGGGUCGUGUGCCUGUGAAAGCAGAAGAUGAUUCUGCUACAAUAGAGGUCAAAAACCAUGAUCAUUCAGAAGCUCAAAAACCUUCUAACGAUGCUGAGAAGAAGAGAGGCAGUGAUGAUGAGACCCGGGAUGUCGAUUUCGGGAGAGCGGCUAAGAAUGAUAGCAGGAAAAGAAAGGUGAUAUUUGAUUUUUCCGACGAAGAAGAGUUUGAAGAUGUUAUCAGCUUAGCAUCUCCUCCUACCAGUCCAAAGAUCAAUCCACGUCCGGAAAGCGAACAAACGAAAGAUCCAGUUCCAGAAAAGCCUGACGCAAGUGUAUCUCGAGAGAUGAAAACUGAUGAACGAGAGGUCAAAGAAGAAGACAGGCAAAAAACUGUCUCUGAGAAAGAGAAAUCUAUGGCUUCGUCAAUGGAGAAGGUACAGGCCAUUAGUUCUGAAGCUGAAGUGAAGCCCUCAAAGGGAAGAAAUAGUGGAGCUCCUAGCUCACCUAAAAGGAAAAAAGUGUUGAAGACACGGAUUGAUGACCGUGGCAGAGAAGUGACUGAGGUAGUUUGGGAGGAGAAAGAAACAGACGUGAAGAAGAAAGACGACACUGAGACAAGCAAGAAGUUAAAUGAUGGCAAGAGCGCAAAUGCUGUUAACAGAGCUGCUGCGCAGAAGAAGAGCCCAGCCAUUGGAAAUGCGGCAGCCACAAAAGCAGGAAGCAAGAAAGGCGGGAACGCCAAAGAUCCAAAGCAAGGGAACAUUAUGUCCUUCUUUAAGAAAGUUUAA